AUGCCCGUUGAUAAGUAUCGUAGCCGUAUUACCAACGUGCUUACUACCCGCUACGUUGUCAUGAGCAAUAAUUCCAAGGAUGGCGCCGAGAUCCAAGAGGUCUCCACAACCUCCGACUUCCGCGCUGUCCAUGUUCGACCAUUCCGUGCGGACGGAAACGUUACCAUGAUCUUCACCAAGCGCCGGUUGGGUUGCGAGGUGUGGCAGGGGGGAAGCGGCAACAAACCAAUCAGAGUGCCGGAUAACGUGUUCCAGCGGUGA
Clonostachys solani is the source of this 261-nucleotide messenger RNA. The record is from the annotation of a GenBank genome assembly. NCBI's taxonomy places the organism in Eukaryota, Fungi, Ascomycota, Sordariomycetes, Hypocreales, Bionectriaceae.